This is a messenger RNA of Cotesia glomerata, 1242 nucleotides long. RefSeq names its product ATP-dependent DNA helicase pif1-like. The record is from RefSeq and is a predicted model, not a curated record. The transcript has 2 exons. Gene Ontology annotation, biological process: DNA repair; telomere maintenance. Gene Ontology annotation, molecular function: DNA helicase activity. Lineage: Eukaryota; Metazoa; Arthropoda; Insecta; Hymenoptera; Braconidae. Bases 1 to 1242 code for a protein of 413 amino acids.
AUGUUGACUACAUGUUUCCCAGCCCGAGCACAGAUAUUAUGGGAAAAUCACAAAGAUUCAAUGACUGAUGAUAUAUUGCAUCAACAUCGUAUACGGUGCCACGAUCUAACCAUAACAUUCAGCGGCGAAAAGUACAAUGAAGCAUUGAUUGCUAUUGAGGAUCUUUGCAUUGUCAUUGCCAACUUACCACUUAGUAAUUUCGGUAUAAAUUCGCCAAAUCGAACUGCAUCUGAUUUAAUGAAUACUGAAAUGAAUCGUGAACUGCAGUACAGUACUGUAGAAAUCGCAGCGAUUGUUGCCCGCAAUGUCCCACUAAUGAAUGAGGAACAAAGAACCAUUUAUGAUCGCAUUAUGCUCGCAGUUUCAGCUGGACAAGGUGGGUUCUUCUUUUUGGAUGCACCGGGUGGAACUGGCAAAACAUUCGUUAUUUCUCUAAUUCUUGCUGAAAUACGAUCAAAUAAUGGCAUCGCAUUGGCCGUUGCAUCAUCGGGCAUUGCAGCAACUUUAUUGGAUAGAGGUAGAACAGCUCAUUCAGUAUUUAAGCUGCCACUCAAUAUUCAGAAUAACCCUGACGCAGUAUGCAACAUUAAGAAACAAUCGUCCAUGGCCACUGUGCUGAAACGGUGUAAAAUUAUUACUUGGGAUGAAUGUACUAUGGCACACAAACAUUCACUUGAGGCGUUAAACAGGACAUUGAAAGAUAUUAAAAUCAGUGACAAACUCUUUGGCGGAACUCUGUUGGUCCUUUCGGGUGAUUUCAGACAAACACUUCCAGUCAUUCCACGUUCAACAUACGCUGAUGAGAUCAACGCUUGCUUAAAAUCAUCUCCAUUGUGGCGUAAUGUUGAAAAAUUACAGCUAAAAAUUAAUAUGUGCGUCCAAAUGCUUCAAGAUCCAUCCGCUGAAACAUUUUCAAAACAACUUUUAGAUAUCGGUGAUGGAAAAGUUGCUAUAGAUGAAACUCGAUACGUAAAAUUACCGACUGAUUUCUGCACAAUCGCUGAUUCGCAAGAUACUCUCAUUGAACAAAUAUUUUCCGAUGUACACACACAGUACAUAAAUCAUGAGUGGCUUGCAGAAAGAGCGAUUUUAGCGGCAAACAAUGUAGACGUUGACAAUUUAAAUCUGAAGAUACAAAUGUUGUUGCCAGGGAACUUGGUAUCAUAUAAAUCUAUUGAUACAGUUUGCGACGACAGCGAAGCACUGUGUUAUGUUAUAAUCGAGUUAGUUCAUCCUUCAUGA